Messenger RNA from Eruca vesicaria subsp. sativa (arugula), 561 nucleotides. The record is from the annotation of a GenBank genome assembly. Lineage: Eukaryota; Viridiplantae; Streptophyta; Magnoliopsida; Brassicales; Brassicaceae.
CACCAACCUAACUACACACCAUUGUUCUCUCUCAGAGUUCAUCAAAAGAAAAAUAAAAUAAUGGAGAAUAUGAGAGACGGCGAAGAGAACGGUUCUCACUGGAUCCCAUUUAUGUUUUUUGAUCGUUCUUAUGUAACAAUUCAUCUUCUGAAGUGGUUCGGCCUUGGAAGUUAUUCACCAUCAUCCUCAUUUUCAUCUCACAGUGAAAAAGAAGAAGAAGAUGUUAUGGAGACAAAGGAGGAAGGAGAUGAUAUGACCAUUGAAAUCACAGAGCGGGGGUUCCAGAAGCAUAAGCCUAAGCCAAAGCCAAGCUCAGGAAAAGGAGGAAAGGUUCAUUAGGCUUCAUAUAUAUACACAAACACAUAAUAGACAGAGUAAAACAAGUAUAUGAAAUGUAUACAUAGUAGUCUACUAAUAAGUUGUAAUAUAAUAUAAUAGAGACUUAUAUAGUCAUUUAUUUCACACAUGAAAUGCUUAAAUAAACAGAGUUUGAUGGUUAUGGUUUUGUUUACUGAUCGACAGAACUUACAGAAGUUAAAAUACUGAAUUACUGAUCUAUUU